AUGCUCCCCACUUCCGGCGGUGCCAAUCAGCGCUCAGCUCCCAAGUACAUCAACGAUCCUCCAUGGUUGAUUUUAAACCACAGAUUUGUACAACGUCUUGGUCUCGACGCGAGGGCCAAAGGUGACCCCGCGCUCCCGCGUCGUGUCCUCAAUGUAACAAGCUUCGUCAUGAGCCCAGAGCUGGGGUUAUAA
This is a messenger RNA of Penicillium verhagenii, 192 nucleotides long. RefSeq lists its product as uncharacterized. The transcript has a single exon. The record is from RefSeq and is a predicted model, not a curated record. The coding region runs from base 1 to 192 and encodes 63 amino acids. NCBI's taxonomy places the organism in Eukaryota, Fungi, Ascomycota, Eurotiomycetes, Eurotiales, Aspergillaceae.